Molecule: messenger RNA, 2625 nt
Organism: Cydia pomonella (codling moth)
Lineage: Eukaryota; Metazoa; Arthropoda; Insecta; Lepidoptera; Tortricidae
Product: zinc finger protein 668-like
Exons: 8
Coding region: 119-1336 (405 amino acids)
Biological process (GO): regulation of transcription by RNA polymerase II
Cellular component (GO): nucleus
Molecular function (GO): DNA-binding transcription factor activity, RNA polymerase II-specific; RNA polymerase II transcription regulatory region sequence-specific DNA binding
Source: RefSeq, a predicted model, not a curated record
ACAUUUCUGUCACUGCGUCGUUCUUCCGACUCUUCCGAGCGAAGAGCGAAUUCCUAUUACUCUACGGUUUACGUUUGUGUAUUUUUGUGCAUCACUUUUAAAUAUCAAGCACAGUGUGAUGGCGACGGUGAUGAAGGUGGAGACGGAAGCGGAGGCGUGCUGCGUGUGUGGCGGCGGCGGCGAGCUGCUGUCGCCGGAGGAGCACGACGCGGCCGCGCCGCCUCUCUCCGGCGCUCCGCCGCUGCGGACUAUGCUGCUGCAGAUCAACAACAAUAAGGUGUUGCCAGAGGGCCGUAUCUGCGGUGGUUGCGCGCGCCGCGCCGCGGAGGCGUAUGAGUUCAGCUGUGCAUUGUCGGCACGGGCUGCGGCCCCGCUAGGCGAGAAGUUACGCGCCUUGCGUAGACGCUUGCACGAGCUCACACAGCGCAUUGAUGUGUUUAUUGUUGUGGGUGGAGCCGGGGCUGCUCAGGGCACAUAUAGUGAGGAAGACAUUAUUAUGGUGGAGAAAGAUGCCUUAGCUGCUGCUGCAGCUGCCGAUGAUGAGGAACUGGAGCGUGCAAGGAAUGCCCGAGGAGACCAUGUGUACCAGUGUUCUGUGUGCCCACUUUCUUUUCAGCGUGUGUCAGAAUACCGCACGCACAUGGCGACGCACCCGACGGACGCGCUGCACUCGUGCUGGACGUGCGGCGCGCAGUUCGCGGCGCCGGCCGCGCUCCGCGAGCACCAGGCCGCGCACGCGCCCGCCCCGCAGCACGCGCAGUGCAACCUCUGCCACACCCAGCUCCAGUCUCAAUCCGAGCUCCGUCGGCACGAGCAGCAGUGCCCGUCGCGCUGCCCGUGCUGCGCGCUGCUGCUGGCGGACCGCGCGGCGCUGGCGGCGCACGUGGGCGCGGCGCACGGGCGCGGCGGCGCGCGGCACGCCUGCCCCGCCUGCUUCCUGCCGCUGGGCUCGGCCGCCGAGCUCAGCGCGCACGUGCUGCGCCACCGCCAGGCCCGCCAGUUCGUGUGCGGACACGACGGCUGCAUCCUGCGCUUCGCGUCCAGGAGUAACCUGAUGUCGCACAUCCGCAAGUGCCACGGCGGCGCCGACGAGACGCCGCGGGAGGCCGACGCCACCUCCUGCGAGGAGUGCGGCCGCACGUUCGCGAGCGCGGCGGCCAUGAAGCGGCACGCGCGCGUGCACCGCAACGCGCAGGUGGAGCCGGCGCAGGCGCAGGAGGCGGAGGACGGCGCCGAGCUGCCGAUGGAGGCGGAGGAGCCGGAGGGCGAGGUGGAGUACCUGGAGCUGGAGGCGCUGGACGACGCCGCGCCGCCGCCGCCGCCCGGCCCGCGCUGACGGCCCCGGCAACCAACCGACCGACCACGAACUAUUCCGAACAUUGACACGCCUCUUCCUAUCUCUUUCGCACGCGCGUACAUAUAUUGCUGUCCCGUUCACACAUUGCUCGCCGGCAUCAAGGGCGGGACAGCGAUAUAAUUACGCCCGUGCGAUAGAAAUAAGAAAUUCUUUCAUUGUUCGAAAUUCUUCGCGCUCAGCGUCCUACUUUGCGUUCUACCGUGAAUUAAAUUAAAUAAAAAUAAAAAACAUCUAUUUCAGAUAUGUCUGAUUGACUUAAGUUUGAUUUUAUGACGUAGUACGAAAAAUACACGUGUUAGGUUUAUUUAUACCAAUAUAUAUUGACAAUAGAAGACCAAAAUACUAUGGUAUUGUCUCUAAAAUAUCCUAAGUAUACUUAGUUUUUAUGUAACAAAAUUUUUAAUACUGUGAACGCCAAAAAUACCUAAAGGCGUAAAGUCGUGCCUCUGGCGCCAAGAACGCUUCAAUGCUAUGGCUUACGUUGUCAAAGUAACCUUCAAUGUUUCAAGCGGCGGUAGCUUGGUUGCGUUUUUAUCGCCUGCCGCGUCAUGCGUCACUCUCGCACUUACUUGUUAGAACAUGACAGACGAUAAAGACGCGAUCAUCUUAGCCCUACAGUACAGUUUGUUUGUUAGCUUAUACCAGAGAUGUUGGCGUGUGCAUGACGUUCUUGGGUUUGACAGAUAGCGCUCAAAAGUAUGGAAGGUAGAGUUAAGGAAUAGAAUCUCUAUAUACCAAAAAGUGUCUACAAUACCUAGAAUACUUGAGAAAAAAAUCUAAUCAUAGCCAGCGCACUUCACUCCGGCAAUACCGCGUAGGUUCUUAGCUACUCUAGCGCUACUCUGAAGAGAUUAGGAACUAUUAUUUAUAGCUGACAGCUGGACACUUUUGCAACAGUUCUGCCUAUAGAGAUUCUGUGCCUUGCCUGUACCUUCCAUACUCGAAAGGUUAUAGAUCGUGUCAUUCACGACGACGCCUGCCUUGACUAGUAUUGUCGGUUGUCGUUGAGAUUCAAGAUGGCGAAGACGUCUCAAGAAUAUUUUUUUGUGUUUUGCUCAUUUAUGUUGUUCAAAGUGUAGUAUUGAUAUUAGCUUAUUAUGCAGUGAACUAUCGUGGAAGUGUGCAGUUAAUGAAAAACUAAUCUUGAAACGCGUUUAACCAUGUUUUAAUCAACAUCCGGCAAUCAUUGAUGUACGUAAUAGGGGUAGAUGAGGUACCAGGCGCUCGAUCGUGAGCCACAAAAUAUAGGUUCCGGGACCUAUAUUGAA